Messenger RNA from Pyrus x bretschneideri (Chinese white pear), 2793 nucleotides. RefSeq names its product nuclear intron maturase 4, mitochondrial. Lineage: Eukaryota; Viridiplantae; Streptophyta; Magnoliopsida; Rosales; Rosaceae. The transcript has 2 exons. Bases 296 to 2758 code for a protein of 820 amino acids. The record is from RefSeq and is a predicted model, not a curated record. Gene Ontology annotation, biological process: mRNA processing.
UCACAUGAUGUAACUAAUGGUACAAUUCUUAGGGAAACACAAAACUCAUUAACGGUGAAAUACACCCACCCUUCCCACCACCGGCGACCCCAACCAAUCAUCCUCCGUCUCAUCCUCCUCCUCCUCCUCCUCCUCUCUCUCUUUCUCUCUCUCUGCCGGAGCAGCUGCUAAUCUUAUUGCUUGGGUGAAGUCUCUUCGAAGCUGCUCCAAGAUACUUCCCAAGAGGGCCUCGUAAAUCUCUGAAACGGCUCUGCCUCGCGAGCAGUACAAGUAACACAAGCAACAUUUUUCUUCUAUGUCUUAUGAAAAAGGGCUUGCUGUUGCCAGAAAAGCUGCCUCUCUCACUGCUCACCUCUGCCAUAAGGUACAAAAGGUGGUUGUGGAGUCGGGCACUCGUUCAAACUCAGAAAAAGUUAAUACUGCCGCAGCAGCAGGUUAUGAUAGAGCUGCGGAAAGAGUACAAGAAUAUGCAGAUCAUUCUGCUGUUGCCAGUGCUGCCGCUGAUGGUGUCAAUAGUGGCAUUCGUAAAAUGAAAUUGGCAGAGAACUUAGCCUGUCUGGUGGAGCAGUCCUCUCAUAUCGAUGAGAGAAGACCCAAGGGCCGAAUGGAACUGAAGAGGUGUCUUGAAUUGCGCAUAAAGAAGAGAGUGAAGGAACAAUACAUCAAUGGGAAGUUUCGAGACCUAAUGGUAAAAGUAAUUGCCAAUCCAGAAACUCUUCGAGAUGCUUAUGAUUGUAUUAGACUCAACUCAAAUGUUGAUAUAGCAUUAAGCGAUGCGAAAAACUCUUUUGAUUCUAUGGCUGAAAAGAUGCGUCAUGGGAGUUUUGAUGUUAAUGCCAAUACCUUUUCCAUCUCAAAAAGGGGUGUAGGGAAUGAAGUCUUAGUACUUCCUAAUCUAAAUCUGAAGGUCAUUCAAGAAGCCAUCAGAGUUGUUAUUGAAGUUGUUUACAAGCCCGACUUCUCUAAGAUUUCACAUGGUUAUCGAAGUGGGAGGGGACAUUCCACAGCUCUGAAGUACAUUAGCAAGGAGAUUUCAAAUCCUGAUUGGUGGUUUACAGUGCUCUUAAAUAAAAAGCUAGAUGCUUGUAUACUUGGCAAACUCUUAACAGCAAUGGAGGGCAAGAUGGUAGACCCCAGCCUCUUUGAUAUGAUCAAAAGCAUGUUUCAUGCCAAUGUGCUCAACUUGGAGUUUGGCGGUUUCCCGAAAGGUCAUGGUCUUCCACAGGAGGGAGUAUUGUCCCCUAUAUUAAUGAAUAUAUAUCUCGACGAAUUUGACCGUGAAUUUUACAGAUUGUCGAUGAAAUAUGAAGCUCUCAGUCUAGAUUCUCAAAAUGAUCAAAAGUCCCAGUCUAAGCUGCGCGGCUGGUUUAGGAGACACCUGAAAGGUAAUAAUGAUCUUGGCUGUGCGGGUGAGGAGAGUUGUAGCGCAAGGGUCCAUUCUUGUCGCUUCAUGGAUGAGAUUUUUUUUUCGUUUUCUGGUUCUAAGGAUGCUGCUCUUGAGUUCAAAUCUGAGGUCCUAAAUUACUUGCAGAAGUCUUUGCACUUGGAAGUCGAUGAUCAAACAGAAUUAUUGCCAUGUCAAAAACCGCAUGGGAUUCGCUUUUUAGGCACUUUGGUUAGAAGAAAUGUGAUAGAAAGUCCUGCCACAAAAGCAGUCCACAAGUUGAAGGAAAAAGUUGCUUUGUUUGGUCUACAGAAGCAAGAGGCCUGGAAUGUUGGGAUGGUUCAUAUAGGGAAGAAAUGGUUAGGUCAUGGUUUGAAGAAGGUCAAGGAGUCAGAGAUCAAGCAUUUAGCUGACAGUAGUUCUGUUCUGAGCCAAAUUUCCCAUUUCCGUAAGUCUGGUAUGGAAACUGAUCAUUGGUACAAGCACUUGUUGAAGAUAUGGAUGCAAGACGUCAAUGCCAAAGCAGAAGAGAGUGAGGAAGCUGUCCUGUCUAAGCAUGUAGCAGAACCAGCUCUACCCGAAGAGCUAACAAACUCCUUUUACGAAUUUCAGAGACAGGUGGAAAAGUAUGUUUCUUCUGAGACCUCUUCUAUUCUUGCCCUUUUGCCGAAUGCCAGUUCUUCCACUGAAUCUGUCGUCAUCACUGAGAUAAUUGCUCCUGUUAAUGCCAUUAAAAAGCGUCUCCAACGAUAUGGAUUGACCACAUCUGAUGGUUAUCCCCGUAGAUCAUCUUUGCUUGUUUUACAAGAUAAUGACCAAAUCAUCGACUGGUUUUCAGGUAUUGUUCGCCGUUGGCUGAGAUGGUAUGCUGAGUGUGUAAACUUUAAUGAGGUAAAGCUGUUGAUUUCGGAUAUAGUUAGAAAAUCUUGCAUCCGAACUCUUGCAGCGAAGUAUCGUGUGCAUGAAAAUGAGAUAGAAAAACGUUUUGACACAGAACUAAGCAGGAUUCCGUCUACCCAAGAAAUAGAACAAGAGAUGGUUGAUGAGACAUCAGAUACUCAGGCGUUUGAAAACGAUGAGGCAUUAAUGUAUGGAAUUUCUUACAGUGGCUUGUGUUUACUCUCCCUUGCAAGAAUGGUGAGCGAGUCAAGGCCUUGCAAUUGUUUUGUGUUCGGGUGUAUGGCUCCAGCACCGAGUGUUUAUACCCUUCAUGUCAUGGAAAGGCAGAAGUUUCCGGGGUGGAAGACGGGGUUCUCCAGUUGCAUUCAUCCCAGCUUGAAUAGGAGGAGAAUUGGAUUGUGCAAGCAGCAUUUGAAGGAUUUGUAUCUUGGUCAUGUAUCACUUCAGUCCGUUGAUUUCGGGGCGUGGAAAUGAUUUGCUUAAAUUAAAUAUAAGCUUAUUCAGCAACA